Messenger RNA from Grus americana (Whooping crane), 8420 nucleotides. Its product is annotated as protein mono-ADP-ribosyltransferase PARP9-like. Gene Ontology annotation, molecular function: ubiquitin-like protein ligase binding; transcription corepressor activity; NAD+ poly-ADP-ribosyltransferase activity. The coding region runs from base 1461 to 3365 and encodes 634 amino acids. NCBI's taxonomy places the organism in Eukaryota, Metazoa, Chordata, Aves, Gruiformes, Gruidae. Gene Ontology annotation, cellular component: nucleus; cytoplasm. The record is from RefSeq and is a predicted model, not a curated record. Gene Ontology annotation, biological process: positive regulation of type II interferon-mediated signaling pathway; negative regulation of gene expression. The transcript has 7 exons.
GAUGAAUCAGUGUGUAUACUUUAUAAGUGCAAAACGUUAGACUCUUUAUACAAGCACAUAGCAUAGCCCGGAGGAAAGUUUGAUUAAACUCAUACAAAUUGAUUUAUGCUAAUUAACAUAACUAUUGUGUAUAGUACUGCUGACAUCUGCCAGGAGAGGGCUGUAUAGCCAUAGUGAUAAUAUAAAAACUGCCCCACUCUUUACCAUUAUUUUUGUUCCCUAAAAAAAGUGGUUUAAAAAGCCCUUCUGAAUUCAUAAGUUCCAUACAAAGAAAGAACUUGCUUUUGGGCUUUAAGUGCAGGCCAAAGGAGAGCCACAGAAUUAAAGACAAAGCUCAGCAUGAGAUUUCUGUGGCACUGACUCUGCAAAGGCCUGGGGUACUCACCCUUGGACCUUGCUGGAAAUCAGUAACAAAAUGCUAAGAAUGCCCUGGAGAUGGCAGAGGCAGGCUUCAGCCCUCUCAGCAAAACAAGCUCGGAGAGGGAGAAGUGGUGUUUUCUGCUUUUACAAGCAUUUUGAAGCCCUGAUUAUGGCAUGGCUUUUCGCAUUUGCUUUCUCAGCUGGAGUUUUAAGGCAAAUGCAGCACAACAUCAUGGUGGCACUGCAGCCGGUUAACAAACCCCUGUAACGGCAUCUGUUUCAAAGAUAUUCCUCUCAUAUUUGUCUGCUUCCUUUUCCUCCUUUUCGCCAUUUUUUCUCAGUCCAUUCGGUUGCAUUGCUGCAUCAGUCUUUGAGGUUGGUGCUCUAAAUCAAGUGAAAUUUUGUGGUGUGGCGUUUGUUUUUUGUUUGGUUUUUUUUUAAUUCAGAUUACGUCACUGAUUCAUUUAAGAACAUGUACCAGAUAAUGGCUGUGUCAGCCUAAUGGUAGGGAGAGGAAACAGUAGAGAGAGAAGUAGCAGAAGGAGAUGCAUUGUAACCAAGCUUCCUCCUCCGGUAAACAGCAAGGUGAACCCCAAUCCUGAAGUCACCGCAGGCUCAGUGGUACUGUUGUUGUCAUCUUUUAGUGCCUUUGGAGGAAGAAUGGGGAAAGAGAAGCGGUCAGCCACUUCUAAGGAAAAGAUAUUUGCCCAAGGGAUCUACAGGUUCUAUGCUGGUAAUCCCUCUGCUGAGAGGACUCUGAGCAUAUUUCACCAGGUCUGACCAUUUGCCGGGUCACAGGAAGAUAAUCUUGAAGACACACUGCUUCAGAGGAGGGUGUGUGGUCUCUCAGCAGCUGGCCACUCCUGUGUCUGCCCUUGUUUGGUUACAGAAGGGAGCUGGUUGUUGAUUGAGAAAAUGAAAGUUACGUAUUCACAGGCUUACAGGAAACAGUGGACAGCAUAAUACUGACUGUUUCUCAGAAUCCAAAUAUGUUAAGCUGACCAGUGUGCUUGAACUUUUCACUUUCCUGAAACUCACAGUGCUGUGAUUCAUAAGGCUUUGGAAGAAAAGAGGAGAAGGUCUUCAGGAAAGGGCCAAGCAUGGUAAUGGAUGAAGACAGCUUGAUGAUCCCCAUCAAUAAAGAUGCCUAUGAAGCUCUUAAGAAAAGAGAGGAAUGUCUAAAUAAUCUCAUUUACAAAAAGUUUGCUUGUACAUUGACCUUCAGAAGUACAAAAUGCACUGUUGAAGUAUACAGGAAAAAACUAAAGCAGGGAAUUGACAUUUGUGUUUGUAAGGAUGAUCUCCGAAGACACGAGGUUGAUGCUGUGGUGAAUGCAGCCAAUGAAUAUCUACGUCAUGGAGGAGGCCUUGCUUUAGCCCUCGUGAAUGCUGGAGGGCCAGAAAUACAAGAGCAAAGCAAUCUUUAUGUUCAAAGGUAUGGAAAACUCACAGCUGGUGACAUAGCAGUAACAGGUGGAGGGAAGCUUCCUUGUAAGAUAAUUAUUCAUGCAGUUGGUCCACAGUGGAUCGCUAAUGAAGAGGAAAGAUGUUGUAACCUACUUCAGAAAGCUAUUGUGAAUGUUCUGAAGUAUGUCAGUGCUCCAGAAAAUACUAUAAAGUCUGUGGCUAUCCCAGCAGUGAGUUCGGGUGGUUUUUGCUUCCCGCUCAAUUUGUGUGUUCAAGUGAUUGUAAUGGCUAUAAAGGAAUUUGUUGAGGCAAGUCCACCAAGCUGUCUCAGAGAAAUCCGCCUGGUGGACAGUUGCGAGACCACAGUUGCAGAAAUGAAGAAGGCCUGUGAAAGAUUUCUGGAUGAUACCAGUUCACUUCAGGAAACUCUUUCAGCUUCACCAAGCCAGACUUCAGCUUUCAUCAAACAUGAAGGCAUACACAUGAGCAUCGUAAGAAGACUCAUUGGAGACCAGAAGGUUUUCCAGAGAAAAUUUGAUUCAGCAGUGCACAAACUUGAAAAAAAGCUGUAUAACAACAGAAGUGAUCAUUUGAGUGCAGAGUCAGGCAGUCAAAGUAUAAAAGAGACUGCAAGUAAUGAACCAGUGAUUGAACUUAAAGGAAAUACAUGUACGCUAUUGGAAGCAGCAGAAUCAUGGAUCCGAAGCGUAUUACAAAUUCAGGGAAGUUGCCAUGCUAUUAUUGAAAACAACUACAUUUUUAGCCUUGGUAAAAAUGAAUUUGCAGAACUAUCUCGAGAGCAGCAUUCUAGUGUAUGUGUGUCAGAAGAAGUGCGAGGUGCAAAAGCAAGACUGAAAUUUCAGGGGCCCCCUGAUGCUGUGAUUAAUGCAGUGCUUGCAACUGAAGAAUUACUGCUUCGUAUGCAAGAGAAGACUACAGCUGAACAAGACAAACUGCUAGACUUAAUGGUCCAACCAAAAGCAGGUCAGCUUUCAGAACAACACCUUCAGAAGAGAAACUCUACUAAAUGUGUCCAGAUUUCACGGGUGGAAUCAAACCUUCAGGAGUUUAAAGACAGACAGAAACAGUUUGAAAAAGCUGGGCUUCGUGUUCUCAAGAUUGAAAAGAUACAUAAUUCUCUUUUAUCUGCUGCGUUCCAACAAAUGAAAAAAAAAAAAGAAAACCAAGGUAUCUCCAAAAUAACCCACAAGUUGUACCAGCAUGUUCCUGCUGAGUUCUGUAGCUCAGUAUGCCAAACUGGGUUUCACAGGAUGUAUUCUCCACCAACAGAACAAAAAUAUGGAGCUGGCAUCUACUUUAAAAGGAACCUGAAAAGCCUAAUCGAGGGUAAAGAUACGUGGGAAACAGACUCUAAAAUAUAUGUGUUUGAGGCUGAUGUAUUAACAGGCUUAUACAUUAAAGGCAAGCCAUCUUAUAUUAUGCCACUGGCAGUGGAGGGGGAUGACAUUAAGAUAUAUGACAGCUUAGUAGAUGAUGUAAACAAUCCCGACAUCUUUGUUAUUUGCAACAGUUUUGGGGCCCUUCCACAGUAUUUGUUGACUUGUUCCCAAGUCCGGGAGAGUGAUAUCACCCUCUGAGGAAACCAGCAGCAUCCGGAGUAAGAAUUAAUCAGAACUGUAGCUAUUGUGAAGACCCCCCUCAGAACAAAGUCUAAUACUUAGAUUUUAAGAGGAUGUUCUACCUAGUAACGUGCUGGGGUCAAAGUGCCUUGUGCAAAGUGCUCUGAAAUACCCGUGAACAAAAAAAGUAAGUCAGUAACUUAAAGAGACUAGAACAAAAUUAUCUAUGAGUGGAAAUAGAAGGGAAAGCAUCAUAAAAUACAGUUUAGCAUUUAUCUGGUCAUUUACGUUAUGCCUUAAAGUGCUGUGAGCACAUGACUAUACACUUGAUGCUUGCAUAGGUUGUCAUUCUUCCAUUAGAUUUUCUUAAUCUGAGAUAUUGCAUAUAUUAGUGAAACCCAGGAAAUCAUGGUUGUGCCUCUGAUUCUUAAAUUUGCUUUUGACUUAAAUAGGUGAAAGCCGUUUCCUACUUAGGGACGUGCUACUAAAUACACAUAGUUAUGAUAAAUGUGAGGUAAUACUUCAUGGUUUCUAACAGUAGUUGCUUGUACAGUGCUUAUUAGUUAAGAGGUUCCAAGCAUUGUAGAUACAUGUAUUCAAAAUAAAAAGUAUGAAUGACAAUGUCAGCUAACCUAUUAUUUUUCCAUAUAGUCUUAUGAAUAUGACUUGGACUGUAUUUGAGCUUCAGAUUUCUCAGUGGUGUUCAAUCUCUUUGAACAGCUACAAAAUAGUAGAGAACUGGCUCAAGCUACAGCUUGAAAUUGCUCUUCAAUAAUCUACUUUGUAAUCUUUAGAAGAUAUUGGUAGUGUCAACUGUAGAAAUCCCCACAUUGCUUCUGCAGUGACCUGAAGCCAGUAAACAGAAAAGCCUAAGAGCUAUUACACUCCAGUGUAAAAGGAUUCAGUCCAGCUCUCAGGUACUUUGAAACCUGUACUAAAGCCUGAAACUAUGCCUGACGUUAGCAGGGUUUAAAACAAAUCUAUUGUCCCGAACUAAAAGCUACUACCAUAUUUGUCCAAUCUGAAGCAUUUUAAAUCACCACUUUUUAGUUAUGGCCCUAACCAAACACCUGAACAGCUUACAACAGUGCCAAUAUCAUGUCUGCUUCUAGAAUGAAAAGUCAUCUGUGGAUAAAACUGUAAUUAUCUGGGGAGAAGAAAGGUUCACAUAAAGCUAUUAAAAACCAAUGACAUCGUCAUAGGAAAAACAUUUCAUCCACAUGUAAAGCACUGGGCUAAUGGAGAGCAGUCUGAACCCUAAAACAUAGAUGAAAUUAGUGUUUCAUAAAACUUUUCAAAAUAAUUUGUUAAUGAAUUCCCAGUACAUUUGUACUGCACCUGCAACUGCCAAGACAGUAGUGCUAGGAACCACUCACAAGUCCAAAAGAAAUUAAAUUAUAAAAGUCUAAUUCUGAACUGUAAGUGAGGUUGCAAGUGGAAAAACUUUUGAGCCAUUGCAAAACAAACUUUUAAAUUAAUAUAAUAAUAUUUUGGUUGGGUUUUUUAAAAUUAUUUUUAAGAUUAGCUAUGUCUACAUUGUUGCAAAAGGGUAGCUUUUGUCACGUGUGAGCCUAUGCUCUAGUGUAAUGUUAAAUGGGAACACCCCCCCUGAACUUGUAAGAACCACCUAACACAUACGAGUCUUGUUCUCACAGAAAUCCCAAGGUUGCUUUUAGAUAGUAUGCUGGAAUUUUGAAAACAGAAUUAGUCUAUUUCUAUUUUAACUUUUCCAUUUAGGCAACCAAUUCUCCUCUAUUUCUGUCCCAUUUUUCCCUCAUGUUUCUUGAUUCACACAUUACUGCCAGGAAAACGCACAGCUGUAGAUUGAAGGUUUGUUAGGCAGCACUGAACUAGAAUAAGCUCUUCUUUCAGCUUGCUUUGGGAGUUUUCAUUUUUUAAAGGAGUUUCAUGGCAGGAAUUUUUUUUUUCUGUUUUGGAAAAACUCAGUACAGAGUUUCUGAACUACUGCAACAAUUUCUAACAAGCAUCAGUUUUUCAGAAAACCUCAAAGAAUUUUUUUCUUGGCAAAAUGUAACAUCUUUUCUCCUACUGGUAUAGAGAACAGUCUUUAUAGCACAGUAUUAUUUUAAUACUGUUACACAAGUACUGGUACAAUGUAUUUCAUUAUUAAUCUUUUUAUUAACUUUGUAACUCUUCUUAACUGCAUCUGAAAAAUGUUAAUAGAAAAAAUAAUUACGGAGAAAAUGUUAACAGCUUAUUCCAAUGCCCAGCACAUGCUUCCUCCUCCCUCCACAUACACCCACAGUCUAUAAGGAUUCAGACUUACUGAAUAUUUACCUUGCAUUUUUUUAUAGUGAGAUUUUUUUUCCUAGUAUAUAAUUUCUAUGUAAGUUCACCUGUGCUCCCUGCACUUAGUGAUAAAAUAUAUAUUCUGUGUGUCUAUAUAGUUUUUUAAAAACUGGUAAUGUAAGAGGUUGUAUAUAAUGGUUUUCAUCUGGUCCUCAACAAAAAUAAUUUCAUAUACAGAAACUAGAAAAUAAACCCAGCACAAACUAGAUGUACCAAGUAGUACAUAUUAAAAUAAUUACCACAGUAAUUGAAAAUUCCUGAUCUUAGUCCUACAAUAAUCAGUUAACUAGAGGUUACUCCACAGCCUCUGGGAUUUCUCUGUCAUCCACAAUAAGGGUAUGAAUAAUUCCUUCCUUUCGUUUUCCACUACUGACAGCCUUAAUGCAACAGCUGUGAUCACCAACACUGAAGUGAGUUUCAGUCCCAUCUUCUACAAAUUCACCCUGGGAGAAAGGAGACAGGAAUGAGACAUGUGCUAUUUUAGUAAAACAGAAGCUUGAGUGCAUCACACUGUUUCCAAAGUGAAGAUCACUUGUAGUUCCCACAAUUAGAGCAGCCGAAGGUACCAGUGACAAAUACAGCACGAAUGCUGAACAAAGCUGCAGACUCUCAGCUAGGGCUUUGUCAAAGCAUCCAGUUAAAGAUACGUGGGUAUUACAUGACAAUAAAAAUUUCACAUAAUCAGAAAUGGUAAAGUUGGAGUUUGUGAAUUCAUAGCAUUGAUCUGUGUCAGUAAAACAAAAAUAGAAAAGACAGCUUCCUAUCAAGCUGUGCAGUACAGCCAGUAAGUACCACACAAACAUACGCUGAAGUGACAGUAAAAUGUGAAGCAUUUAGCGGUGCCUUCUACAGCAGGACAAAGAGAUCUCUGAAUUGGGUAUAACAGUUGUGUAGUUUGGAUAUGCAACUCCUGCUGCAGUUAUGUAAUUAAUUUUAAUAUCCUAUUCUCAAGUAUCGCAAAACUGUUGAUUUUACAAUUUUUUCUCAUCCAGGGGCUUACUUGUGGCAGUAGUAAUGACAGGGACAACUCUCUGCUGAGAGCGCACAUCCUUCAAGGAUGGGGAAGCCUACAUAGUAUGCAUAUUGAAAGCCAUCGUAGUAGAAAAAGACACCAAAUAGUUUAAGCCUUCUCGCUGUCAGCCUGCUCUAAAAAUUAAUGCAGAUGUGACAGAAAGACAAAAGAUUUGAUUUGUUCCAAUGAGACUCUUAAGCCCUAAGUGUUAGGGACCGUCUACAGAUGGAAAAAAAAUCGUGAGUCAUAACAGACCGCACCUGUUCAACUUUCAGCUACCACUAACAUGAGCAGGUUUGGAUGAGGUGGUUCGGCGCUCUGCAUCAAACUCAAGUCCAUCCCACUCCCCUGAAAGUUUUCUCCCUAAAAACCCUGGACAACCAACCCAGAAGAUUUAUUUUGCUUGUCUAAAAAGUGUAAACAAAAGCAUUGUUUAUCCUUAAAUAGAGAGAUGUUUGGCAUCCUAACGAAAUACUGUCAGUUAUAAAAUACAGUGAAGGACAUUCGGAACAGACUAAUAGCGUACUGGCUGCCUAGGCGGAUGCUCAUACUCUGUAGUAAAGUGAGGUAACGUGUCCCUGUGUGGCUUAUUUUGCUAAGCUUUGGUUACCUAGCCAUAGCUAGUGGAAAGCCUUUGGAAAUGAUCACAUACCGCUGUUUCCAAUUUUUGGCCAUUGCACCACACAUCCAUAGUGUCCUUUUCUGUGAAGGAAAAAGAAAACAAAAAGUAGAAAGAACACGAUAUGUCUUCCCCCUACAGACAAGAUGAUUUAGGAAUUUUAAAAAUUUACUGUUGAAUUUUACUUUCAGUUCCCAAAAGGAGUUCCUAAUUAGCCAUAGCACCUUUGGCUUAUGAUUUUUGGAAGGAAAGCCUGGUUAUCUGGUUAUCAAACUUACGCACACAGCAGGUUUGAUCACAAUAAGAUAACGCUUCUAUAACAUGCUUCACCUGGAGAACUGUCUUGCUAGGGAGAAGCCAUAACUCCUUCCAACCUUUUUUUUUUUUUUUCUCUCCUGUUUUUGAGUCUAGACCAUGCUGCUGUAGAAUAGAACACUGACAGCAGGCUCACAUAGGUGUAACAAGACCAUUAUUUUUCAGACCAUCUUGGCAUCUAAUUCCAAACUUCCAGACCACACAGGAUUUUAAACUGCAACAGAGUUAGCCACUGAACUGUGCUUUCUCUUAAUUACCAGUUAUUAAAUGCAUACAAGUUUAUUCAAAGGCAGCAACGUUAAGUCAUUCAAUGUUUACUUACCUAGAACAACUCUAUAGUCCAUACCACCCAAGCUCAGUACCCAAGUAUUGGUUGUUUUUGACCUGUUCUCCAUAUACUUCUUGAGGCUCUUUCCAUUGAUCUCCAAAGUAUAUUCAUAUGCAAAGCCACUGACUGCAUCAAUGUUAAUAGUAGCUUUUGUUUUGGCUGCUCCAACAUUGAAAGUUUCUUUACCCACUAAUUUAAACAUCCAUUCUUUUCUUAUUUCUUCCUGUAGAAUAAAACAAAGACAAUGGGUAUUAAUUGAUAAACUUGAAUGCAUGUUUUAGUACAUAAAAAAAAAAAUUGAACUAGAGCUCGGGAAACAGCUCAGUACUUAACUAUUAUUUCAGAAUGAACACAUAUGCAAUAUUCUGUACGUCUACAGUGCCUUUGCCCAAGGACAGCAAAGCAUUUCAUGAAUACUCACACCUUAAUUGUGGCUGAAAAAAAGAAUGAUGCAUUUCAUUAAAUUAAGUAAAGUUAAUCAACUGAAUA